UUUUAUCCAACAUUUGAAGAGAGAGAGAGAGAGAGAGAGAGAGAGAGAGGAGCAUUGUGUUUCUUCCUUCCUUCGCCCGUUUUCUGGAAACUCAUCGACGGAGAAGAGAGAAGCAUUCUGUUCGGAAAAUUCGCAGAUCUCCGAGUCACCAGAAGAAUUCAAGCUGUCACUGUACGAAGAAGGCGACGCGAUUUGAAGUACACACAGAGAUGUUGCCCACAGCUUCCAGAGGGCGCUCCUCGUCCUCUACAUCUCGAGCUAAUCCCAUGUAUCUACAGUACCUUCGUCGAAUUGUCAAGUGGCAACAAAUGGACAUCGAAUAUACAUUCUGGCAAAUGCUUCAACUAUGCACUUCACCGAAAGUUGUCUAUCAGCAUACCAAGUAUCACAAGCAAACUAAGAAUCAAUGGGCACGUGACGAUCCUGCUUUUGUUGUGAUUUGCAGUCUUCUUUUGGCAGUUGCAACUUUGGCUUACUGUGCUGCAUAUGAUCAUAGUGCAUCACAUGCCACCUUUGUUGUUAUUUCAGUACUGCUCUCUCAUUUGCUAAUAACUGGGGCGAUUUUGGCUACUUGUUGUUGGUUAUUAACAAAUGCUUACCUUCGGGAAGAGACACCAGGCAGUCACGUAGUUGAGCAACCGGUUGAAUGGCUCUAUGCAUUUGAUGUGCACUGCAAUUCUUUCUUCCCAAUGUUUGUUUUGCUUUACGUGAUCCAUUAUUUCAUAUCACCGCUUCUGGUGGCCCAUGGCUUCAUUCCGAUAUUGCUAUCAAAUAUACUUUUCAUGAUUGGGGCUUCGUAUUACCAUUACGUCAACUUUUUAGGUUACGAUGUACUGCCAUUUUUGGAGAAAACUACGUUCUUCCUCUAUCCAAUUGGUGUGGUCUUUGUUCUUACUCCAAUCUUUAUCUUGAUUGGCUUCAACCCAUCAAGAUAUUUCAUGAAUAUGUACUUCAGUCGGAACUUAUAAUCUCGAGUUACGGAUUCGGCUACACAUACCUUGAGGAGGAGGCGCAGGAUUGAUAGAUCAAAGAUUUAUUUUUCACUUGCAUCUUGAAAAGAAAUGAGGAAGUGUGUGGGUAGAUACAGCCUCAGUUGCUAAUUUUUCAGGCCAUUGGUGAGCGAUAUCAGGAAGUGUAGUGCAUCAGAGGGCUGCAAGUGAGUUGACGCGGCUGAAUUUUUGUUUGAUGAAAUAGAUGAUAUUUGUUGGAUGUAAUGAUUUUUAGGUGAUACAUUGUUUGCAGUUUACACAAAGCACUUGAAAAGAAAAUUAAUUCCAUCUGCCUUUCUGAAUGUGUUUGUCAAUGUGCAGAGAGAGACCUUUUAUUUAGAU
This is a messenger RNA of Cucurbita pepo subsp. pepo (vegetable marrow), 1331 nucleotides long. RefSeq lists its product as uncharacterized. The record is from RefSeq and is a predicted model, not a curated record. Gene Ontology annotation, cellular component: Golgi membrane. NCBI's taxonomy places the organism in Eukaryota, Viridiplantae, Streptophyta, Magnoliopsida, Cucurbitales, Cucurbitaceae.